Messenger RNA from Bradysia coprophila, 3142 nucleotides. RefSeq names its product ATP-dependent 6-phosphofructokinase (gene Pfk). The record is from RefSeq and is a predicted model, not a curated record. Gene Ontology annotation, cellular component: 6-phosphofructokinase complex; cytoplasm. Gene Ontology annotation, molecular function: 6-phosphofructokinase activity; AMP binding; identical protein binding. Lineage: Eukaryota; Metazoa; Arthropoda; Insecta; Diptera; Sciaridae. Gene Ontology annotation, biological process: fructose 1,6-bisphosphate metabolic process; fructose 6-phosphate metabolic process; canonical glycolysis.
ACCUUGAAAAGUCAUAUUGUGUCACCUUGGUUUGACAAACACCACAUAAAAUUCGUAGCUCAGUGAAUUUCUGUUCUCACAUUUAAGGCACUAAUUUCCAGUGUCCCGGGUCGACGAACACCAUUCCAGCUACAAACUAUCACUGCCCAAAAACGGUUUUAGUCUAAUUUUCGCAAAGCGGUGCAACUGAUUUUCCAUUUUGAAUAUCAAAAUCCGAUCGAUUUUCGGAAACUACCAGCGGACACUUGUGUAACAUUAACGUUGAAUACAGUGGUGGUCUUUUGCCAUGGAUCCACAAGGAAAACAGAGAUUUAUUGAGAGAGGAGCGCACAAAGGUAAAGGCAUUGCCGUCUUUACCAGCGGUGGUGAUUCCCAGGGUAUGAAUGCAGCCGUUAGAGCUGUGGUUCGUAUGGGAAUUUAUCUCGGAUGCAAGGUCUACUUCAUACGCGAAGGAUACCAGGGAAUGGUCGAUGGUGGCGACAAUAUUGAAGAUGCGAAUUGGUCAUCCGUGUCGAGUAUCAUUCAUCGAGGCGGUACUGUUAUCGGAUCGGCAAGAUGUAGUGAUUUUCGUGAAAGGGCCGGUCGAGUAAAGGCCGCUUUCAAUUUGGUGUCGAAAGGGAUCACCAAUCUGGUUGUCAUUGGUGGUGAUGGUUCGUUAACCGGCGCUAACUUGUUCCGUCAAGAAUGGGCUAGCCUGUUGGACGAACUGCUAUCGACCGGAAAAAUCACCGCCGACCAGAGACAAAAGUUCGGCGUAUUGCAUAUUGCCGGCAUGGUCGGUUCGAUUGACAAUGACUUUUGCGGAACUGAUAUGACCAUCGGUACGGAUUCGGCUUUGCAUCGAAUCAUUGAAGCCAUUGAUGCUAUUGUGAGCACGGCGUACUCGCAUCAGCGCACAUUCAUCAUGGAAGUGAUGGGUCGUCAUUGUGGCUAUUUAUCGGUUGUAAGUGGCGUUAUAUCGGAGGCUGACUAUAUUUUUAUACCUGAAUCGCCUCCACCGAAUGAUUGGCCACAGAGACUCUGUAAUAAGUUGAAUCAGGAACGAAAUGCCGGUCAACGUUUAAAUAUCAUCAUCGUGGCUGAGGGUGCCAUCGAUCGUGAUGGCAAUCCAAUCACGGCUGAAUUGGUUCGCAAAACGGUCGUCGAACAGUUGAAUCAGGAUACUCGGAUCACUGUGUUGGGUCAUGUCCAGAGAGGAGGCAAUCCCAGUGCGUUUGAUCGAGUUUUGGGUUGCCGAAUGGGAGCUGAAGCCGUCAUGGCAUUGAUGGAAGCUAAAGAAGACACAAUUCCAUGUGUAGUGUCCCUUGAUGGUAAUCAGGCUAUCCGUGUUCCAUUGAUGGAAUGCGUUGAGCGAACACAGGCUGUUGCAAAAGCAAUGGCUGAAAAGAAUUGGGAUUUAGCAGUACAAUUGCGCGGACGAUCCUUUGCACGUAAUUUGGAAACUUACAAAAUGUUGACCCGCUUGAAGCCCCCAAAGGAAUCAUUCGACGCAGAAGGAAGACCGGUGGAAGGAUUCACGUUGGCUGUUAUGCACAUUGGAGCACCAGCUUGUGGAAUGAAUGCGGCCGUUCGUUCAUUUGUACGUAAUUGUAUUUAUCGUGGCGACACCGUUUUGGGUAUUCAUGACGGUGUUGAAGGUCUAAUUGCUGGCAAUAUCAAGAAAAUGGAAUGGUCGGAUGUAACUGGUUGGGUUGGACAGGGUGGCGCUUUCUUGGGUACGAAACGUACUCUGCCCGAAGGAAAGUUUGCGAAAAUAGCAGCAAAACUAAAUGAAUUCAAAAUUCAAGGUCUUCUAAUCAUUGGAGGAUUUGAGGCAUAUCAUGCAUGUGGACAGUUGGCAGACCAACGUUCCAAUUUCCCCGAAUUUUGUAUCCCACUAGUCGUUAUCCCGUCCACAAUCUCGAAUAAUGUUCCUGGCACAGAAUUUUCCUUGGGAUGUGACACUGGAUUGAAUGAGAUCACCGAAAUUUGUGAUCGUAUCCGACAAUCUGCCCAGGGCACGAAACGCCGUGUGUUCGUUAUCGAAACGAUGGGUGGAUAUUGUGGUUAUUUGGCAACCGUUGCCGGAUUAGCAGGUGGUUCCGAUGCCGCAUACAUCUAUGAGGAGAAAUUCUCUAUCAAAGAUCUGCAACAGGACGUCUACCAUAUGGCAUCGAAGAUGGCCGAAGGUGUUCAACGAGGUCUCAUUUUACGGAAUGAAAAGGCAUCCGACAACUACAACACCGAAUUCAUUUACCGUUUGUACUCGGAAGAGGGAAAAGGUCUCUUUUCGACCAGAAUGAACGUGUUGGGUCACAUGCAGCAAGGCGGUUCACCGACACCGUUCGAUCGGAAUAUGGGCACAAAAAUGGCCGCUAAAUGCGUCGAAUGGAUGGUCGACCAGAUCAAAGCGAAUAAGCAACCGGACGGUUCGAUUCGAGCUAAUGGACCCGAAUCCGCAUGCUUGUUGGGAUUGGUGCGACGUCAAUAUUCGUUCACACCCGUCAGAGAUCUCAUUGCCGAAACUAAUUUCGAUCAACGUAUACCAAAGCAUCAAUGGUGGUUGAAAUUGCGUCCAUUGCUUCGCAUCCUGGCCAAACAUGACUCGACCUAUGAGGAGGAGGGUAUGUACAUUACGGUCGAAGAGGAAAUGGAGAGUGAUGCAGCUGUUCUCUAAAUAUGACAUUGAUGGACGGCUGGAUCUGCGUGCAUCAACAGGUGCCAUGGUUUUUAUUGUUGGGCAUUGAUUUGUUUUUAAUUAAAUUUUUUUAGUCAAUUUUAUCAGUAAAUUAUGUUUAUCCCAUAACUGUAACCACCAAGCUAUGGCAUUGAAUUUAGCAUCAAUGUGACACGAUCUAUUAAGUAAUGUCUGAGUAGAACUGAUUUGUGAACGAUGAAAUUGAAAGUAGUAAAAUGAUGUCAUCUUCGCCAGUUACACGCCGUACGGCUGUGUAAAAUACAAAGAAUUUAAAUUUAUUUUUUAGUUGGAUUUUUUGUUUAGUUAAAAUUCUGAUUUUCUCGCGUUAAAUAUGAUUUUUUCGAAGUAUUAUUUUCCGAUUUCAAUUUUAUUUUUUUAUAGAAAAGAGACACUUUUAUUGUUAAUAUUGCUAGUAAUCGAACGAAAUGUUGCAAAAAAUAUAUUUAAACAAAGUGUUAAAUUAUU